AUGGGCGAAUUCGAGCCUACGCAAGUUCACGCCAUUGACCGAUCAUCUUUCGAGGACCGCGAGCACAGCCAUGAGUCGCUGUCACACGAGAAGGGUGGCAACACUCGCGAUGAGGUCGACAUGUCGCGGAUGGGCAAGAAGCAAGAGCUGCGCCGUACCUUCAAAUUUGUCUCCAUCGUGGGCUUUGUAACGAUUCUACAAGCUACCUGGGAGAAUGUGCUACUUGCCAAUUGGUUUGGUCUGUACAACGGUGGAACUGCAGGUGUCAUUUGGUGCACCAUUGCUGUAUGGUUGUUGAUGCUCUGCAUGAUCGCGUCACUGCAAGUCUCGCCUUCUGCCGAGAUGGCAUCAAUGGCUCCCACUUCAGGAGGACAAUAUCACUGGGUGUCUGAGUUUGCUCCACAUAAUGUGCAGAAACCGCUAUCAUAUAUCGUUGGAUGGUGUUGCUGCCUUGGCUGGAUUGCUGGAGUGCCUUCAUGCUGCGUUCAACUCGCGGGCAUGGUCCAAGGUCUUAUUCUUCUCGUCAAUCCCAAUGCGAACGUCGGUGAGCUCUGGCAGGCGACACUGUUGCUUUACUGCUUUGUGUUGAUGGCCGUCGGCUUCAACAUCUUCUGCGCUCAACAUUUGCCAUUGGCAGAAGGCGUACUCCUAUGCGUACACGUCUUUGGCUUCUUCGUCUUCCUGCUCACCUUCUGGAUCAUGGCAGAUCAUGCCCCCGCUUCAAAGGUCUUUACCGAGUUCAACGAUGGCGGAGGCUGGGGCAGUCAAGGCCUCUCCUGCUUGGUCGGACUAUCCACGCCAGUGUGGUGCUUCAUCGGUCCGGACGCUGGCGCCCAUAUGUCAGAGGAGCUGAAAGACUCGUCGCUGCAACUGCCGAAAGCGAUGAUGUGGGCCACAGUACUGAAUGGUGUUCUCGGAAUCACGAUGCUGAUCACAUUCUGCUUUUGCAUCACGGAUCUACCAACCCUCCUUGAGAGUGACUCUUCAUUCCCGAUUGUGCAGGUCCUUCAGAACGCCACGGGCUCCGUUGCUGCGUCUUGCGUUCUCGGAGCCCUGCUGGUCGUACUGAUCUUCUUCUCCACGGUCACAACGGUGGCCAGUGCCUCGAGACAGAUCUGGGCCUUCAGCAGAGAUCAGGGCUUUCCUUUCUCGUCCUGGAUUCGUGUCGUGGCGCCAAAGUAUGAAAUUCCGGUCAAUGCUCUUCUGGUCUGCCUUGGAGUAUCUUUGAUCAUCUCCGCGAUCAACUUCGGAUCCGAUGUAGCCUUCAACGCCGUCGUCGGAGUAUCCAACGCCGCGCUGAGCUUCAGCUACAUCGUCUCCAUUGGCUGCAUACGACUCAAGCGCUUCCGUGGAGAACCGCUGCUGCCUGCACGUUGGUCGCUGGGCAGAUAUGGUGCUCUCAUCAACGACAUCAGCCUGGCUUUCCUGGCUGUGGUCUUUGUCUUCUCGUUCUUCCCGACAGAUCCGUUGAGCGGGGCGAAAUCAUGGGCGCAGGACUUCAACUGGGCCAUCGUCAUAUUGGGAGCGACGUGUCUAUUGGCGUCGGCAUACUACGCUUUGCAGGGUCGGCGACUAUAUGUUGCACCGGUGUCACUGGUCAAGAACGAGUGA
Messenger RNA from Zymoseptoria tritici IPO323, 1611 nucleotides. RefSeq lists its product as uncharacterized. Gene Ontology annotation, biological process: transmembrane transport. The record is from RefSeq and is a predicted model, not a curated record. Bases 1 to 1611 code for a protein of 536 amino acids. Lineage: Eukaryota; Fungi; Ascomycota; Dothideomycetes; Mycosphaerellales; Mycosphaerellaceae. The transcript is spliced from 10 exons. Gene Ontology annotation, molecular function: transmembrane transporter activity. Gene Ontology annotation, cellular component: membrane.